AAUAUGGAUCUCAACAACAAAUGAAUCCAGUUACAACUCAUUUACCACUCACGCCAAUUUCUCCACCUCAAAUGCAAUGCGAACAAGAAUUUAAAGUUCGUCACCAACAAUAUGACCCAAAUCUUUUACGAUACGUUCCGGGGGGUAUUCAAGUUUAUCAUAAUCAAGGAAACACACCACAACUCCCCUUCACGUCCAUGGACGGAUUUAUCCCAUCAUAUAAUCACGGCGCAAACGGUUAUCCUUUAGAUUAUUAUUUUACUUCAGAUGUUCCAGAUGUAGCACAACAACAACAGCAGAUGAACGCGGAAACCAUGCUUCAUUACGAACAUCAUCAAAUUACACCUACACCUACCGUCUCAUCCUCCAACAAUCAAUCCCCUAACGAAAGAACCUCCCUAUAUCCGCAACAACCUGCUCAAUAUUAUCAUAAUGGAACGAAUAUGGCUGGUAAUGUCAUCAGCAAUCCAACGUUUGUUAAUUUCCUCGCAGGAUACGAGCAAAACUUUUUGGGUGGUUCU
Messenger RNA from Racocetra persica, 521 nucleotides. NCBI's taxonomy places the organism in Eukaryota, Fungi, Glomeromycota, Glomeromycetes, Diversisporales, Gigasporaceae. The record is from the annotation of a GenBank genome assembly.